Molecule: messenger RNA, 724 nt
Organism: Mycena citricolor
Lineage: Eukaryota; Fungi; Basidiomycota; Agaricomycetes; Agaricales; Mycenaceae
Source: the annotation of a GenBank genome assembly
AGCCCUCGAUCGACAUGCACAUUCGCCGAACGAAUCUUACUCGCACGCCCGAGCAGCCGUUUCGCCAUUGAGCUACAGCGUGAACGAUGCAUCGUGAGCAUCGAACGUCACCGGGGCAGCACAGACAUGCCGUAGUGCUUCCAGGCUGGAACGCGAGUGGCCAGAGGUUCCGAGUCUGACAGACGAACUUUUGCUGCUCCCCGCAGACUGAGCGUUUCUCUGCAACCGUGGACCGAACCGCGUCUUGUGUUCAUCCUCUCGGCUUGUGGUCCCAGCGAAGUUGCAGCCGGUGACUGCACACGUGAUGUCCGGUCGACCCAUGAUAUUUCUGCAUGACCCGCCCGAGCUCUUUUCGGGGCUCGAGGACAUCGGAGAUGCCCGUUGACGCGAAUAGUCGGUUGCUCUUUGAUCAGGAUCUGGAAAAUGCUUCGCCGACGAUUCCGAGCGCAUCUCUGGCCGCCGGAGAUUCUCGUGACGUCGGCGGUCUUUGGCACAUGUCCUUCAGCAAGCGUCAAAUACAGUCACUUGCGAGUCUUUAUAGCUUCCAACUUCCGAGUCGGAUUUUUGCGAGGGUGUCAUCAGCCUCCUCCGUUACCUCGCGCGAAAUUUACAGAAGCAUUUCAGGGUGCAGACCUUACCUCAUUGUGUCCUGCUAUAUUUGUCGAUCAUGCUCACUUUGCCUGGAAUAAUUUUGUAAUAAUUCACGGUUCAUUGCUGAUUCUAA